Molecule: messenger RNA, 3186 nt
Organism: Mercenaria mercenaria
Lineage: Eukaryota; Metazoa; Mollusca; Bivalvia; Venerida; Veneridae
Product: neurogenic locus notch homolog protein 1-like
Exons: 24
Coding region: 489-3104 (871 amino acids)
Biological process (GO): establishment or maintenance of epithelial cell apical/basal polarity; heterophilic cell-cell adhesion
Cellular component (GO): plasma membrane; protein-containing complex
Molecular function (GO): calcium ion binding
Source: RefSeq, a predicted model, not a curated record
AGCCUAAAUAAAUUCGAAUUUUGUCAUGAAGUACUGGCCUUAUUUGAACAUCAAAGCAUGUAAUAAACAGAAUAUUCCUUGAUCUUCACAAAUUAGCAUAAAAUAAAAAGAAAAUGUGUUUGUUUGCAGUGUGAUAUCGGAAUAUAUCAUCACCGAUAAGGGAGACAAUUCUGAUAUUUUCAGGCUCAGGCCCAACCUUCGUGAAAAUAUUCAGUUGUGUCCCUUAUCGCUGAAUCACACUGCAAACAAACAAAUAUCUUUUAUGUAUUACAUGAUGCCAAACUACUUUCAUUUAAUAUGUACAGUUCUAUAAAUAGCAACUACACUUAGUUCUCUUUUAACAUCGAGUAACUGAUUUCAUUCAUAUCAUUAUAACAGUAGAUAUAUCAGAGAUUUCGUAUUCUUCUCACGGGGAUUUUGCCAGGUGUAAGAUUUCACCUUAUCUACUACUACGCAUGUAAUAACCCUAUUAUAUUUUCGUUACAGGCAUGUGCCAUGGAGAGUCAUGCAAUUCAAUCGCUGAUUGUCACUCCACUAACUGCAAGGACUUCCACCAUGAUGGAUGGACACUUGUCUGUAAAAACCAUGCUUGUCAAUGCAUUGAAUCAAAUGCUUGUGAUUCACACCCUUGUCUACAUAGCGGUGCAUGCCACCCACAUGGCACGUGGUUCACGUGUCAUUGUGCCUAUGGUUUUACAGGGCCAACUUGUGAUGUCAACAACCACUGCCACCAUAAUCCGUGCAGAAACAACGGCACGUGUAGCUUGAGUACUCAUCAUCCAUAUUACACGUGCACUUGUCCCACUGGAUAUAAUGGAAGAGUUUGCGAACAUCAGAUCACAGCCUGUGACUCGAGACCAUGUUUACACGGUACAUGUAAACCGGCAAGCACGGCUGAUGGUUACACAUGUCAUUGUUAUUCCGGUUUCUCCGGAGACAGAUGCCAAGUGAAUUCCCAUUGUGACCACAAUCCGUGUUACAACCAUGGAACAUGCUAUACAGCACAGCGUUCACCAUAUUUCAGUUGUUCGUGCCGCAGUGGUUUUCAUGGGUCGCGUUGUCAAUACACGGAUGCCACUACCACAGCAGUACCAGCGACAACAACAAUUUGUAAUGCACAUUCGUGCUAUAAUCACGGUCUUUGCAAACCUGCCAGCAACAAUGUAGACUAUACAUGCAUUUGUCCAAACGGGUUCGCCGGCUUGAGAUGCGCAACAAACACGCACUGCAACAGCAACCCAUGCCUGAAUAGCGGAUCAUGUCACAUAAAGUCGUAUUAUCCAUACUACUUUUGUAACUGUCCAACUGGAUACCAUGGAGCACGUUGUGAAUAUGCGCCAACGACAGCGGCAUCCACUUGUCACAGUAACUCAUGUUAUAACCAUGGUCUGUGCAAACCCGCCAACAACAGUUUAGGUUAUACUUGCAACUGUCCGCAUGGUUAUUCUGGAAACAGAUGUGAGAAGAAUACAUUUUGUGAGAGUAGCCCGUGUAGAAAUAACGGCGUGUGCCAUACACACUACCAGCGACCACACUACAAAUGUACUUGCCCACAUGGAUAUUAUGGGUCUAGCUGUGAAUACAUAGACGAAUGCGCUAAUAAUCCAUGUCAGCAUGGUUAUGUGUGCGAACGCUUACGUUCGAGUCACAUCUGUAAAUGUUUAACGAGUCACUGCGAACCCAUCAGUCAGCUGCAUGUGGAUUAUUGUGCGAGUAACCCGUGCCACAAUUAUGGAAGAUGUUGGAACACUACGAGAGCGCCUUAUUUCAAAUGUGUCUGUCGCCAUGGAUUUUCCGGCGCAACGUGUGAAGUAAAUGAGAACUGCAGACUUGACCAUUGUCGGAAUAAUGGAACAUGUUUGACGUCCAAUCGCUACCCAUAUUAUACAUGUUGGUGCAAAAAUGGAUUUUAUGGUCCAUUCUGCCAACAUUUUGAUCACUGCACGUCAUCACCAUGUCCUGCCGGUACAACGUGUCGAACUAUUACAUAUGGCAAAGGCUAUGUUUGUAAAUGUACAACUGGCCAAACCAACUGUCAAACGGAAAACAAAUGCCACCCAGUGCCAUGUCAGAACAAUGGACUGUGCCAUUCUACUGUCACUGCACCAUACUAUGCGUGUACAUGUCCACCCGGAUACUCAGGCGAACACUGCGAAAGUCAUGAAUGUGAUAAAAAUUCCUGUAAUCAUGGAACCUGUCAAGCAACCUCAACAUCUCCUUAUUUCAAAUGCCACUGUAACACAGGCUACCAUGGACCCUUGUGUUUAGUUCCAAGUUGCCCAGUAAAUAGAUGCCGUCACGGAGGAAUUUGCAGACCGCUCGUGCAUUCCCCUUUCUAUACCUGCCAAUGCAUGCCUGGUUUUAGCGGAAGCAGAUGCCAAAUAAACGACCACACAACAACAACAACUACCACAACAACAACUACAACUAAACCAACAACAAAAACAACAACAACACAUAAACCCAUGGAUACCACAACAAGAAGACCCACGACUGUCUGGUAUAAUAUCAAAACAACAACGAAACGUUCAACUCCUACAGGUCCUACGUGCUUGGCUUGCAAUGAGGUUGUGUCGCCAAAUGCAUGUGAAAUUAUCAGAAAUUGUGGAGUCCAUGAGGGUUGCUAUGUUGAUCAGUUUGUAACCAGCAUUGGGAGCUUCAGGUACAAUCUCGGAUGUCGUGACAAACUACAAUGUCAGGGCAUGCGAACGAGACGUUCACAGAAAAGUGCUGGCGCUACCACGACAUCCGAUUCCGGUACACUUUAUACAUGCACAGAGUGCUGCAAUUCCAGUUUGUGUAACAGCGGAGGCUGUGGGGAACAAGGUUUUCCAGCCAGCGGAUCUGGACAAAGGGGGCCUGUAUGCUUUAACUGUGACCAACAAAAUAGUCCCGAUGACUGCAAUAAAAUCAAGAUAUGUGGACGGGACGAGAUGUGCAUGGUGAAUACGACAUCCGUUGGGACGACACAGCAGACGUUGUGGAGGUCCGACUGUCUUUCUACAUCGACUUGUCAGCAUAACAACGGAUUAAGUUCUGCAACAGGAAAUGGUGGCUGCCAGAACAAUUGCUGUUCUGAUGACCUAUGUAAUAAUGCAUGUUAAUGUUGAGAUUACAAAAUGUAUCAUCUAUGCAUGGAACGAAUCCGUACAUUCGGAAUAAACUGUAGAUACAAUAUAAUUAUUA